Messenger RNA from Paramecium sonneborni, 964 nucleotides. Lineage: Eukaryota; Ciliophora; Oligohymenophorea; Peniculida; Parameciidae. The record is from the annotation of a GenBank genome assembly.
AUGUACCUUGAAAUUCCAAUUAGCAUAUUUAUUGUAAGAUUAUCAGGGCCAAACAAUAAAAUACUUCUAAUAUAGGAAUUUUAAGAAUGUACAUUGCAGUUCUCUUUAUAUAAAUUGAUUCAAUCUGACAUGCAAUUAUAGAAAGUGUAUAAUUUGAAAAGAAAAAAUUAGAUUAUUGUUUAAUCAGAAAUAUAACCUAAAUCGAAUAUUUUUCCAUUUAACAUUUAAAUCAAUAAAAAUAUUAUGAUGAUUGAUAUUAAUUUUAACAAUAAUCUUUUGAAUUAAUAUGUUUUUUUAUUUUAAUCUUUUUACUUAGGAUCUUAAGGAUGGAAUAACAAUUCAAAUAUAAUAUUUAAACUUUAUUAUUUGUUUUCCAUUUAUAUACUUACCUUCUCUAAUAAUACACUUACAAGAUUAAUUAAAUUUAUUGAAAUGAUAUCUUUUUUGGUUUACUUUUUAUAUUUUGUCAGAGUAAAAAAGAUAUUAAAUUAUUAUUUAAUCUAAAUUUUUUUAAAUUAAUAUCAAGAUCCUAUAAAAAUAAAAUUUCAUACCAGAGUUGUUCAAUUUUUUUAUGCUUAGUAUAUAUAUAUGUAAUAUUAGAUAAGAAUUUUAUAAAGCUUCCAAUAGAUAAGAAAAUAGACAGUUGAAAUGGAAAGGAACUUUUGAUCAUACGCAAUGUGAAUAGAAAAUGUUGUGUUUAAAAAUAGAAAUAAUUUAUAUAUAAAUUUGUAAUCCAUUAAUAUAAUAAAUAAUGGGAAGUUGUGUGGGGUAAAUAAUAUUUAAAGGCAAUAAUCAAAUUAAGUAAAUCAGUAGAUUCCCGAGACUAUUCUGUCUUCAGAAAUGCAUGAGAGAAUAGUACCGAUAGUGUAAAGUGUAAAGGAAGCUAAUAAAAUUAAAUAGAGAAGUAGAAAAUGGAUUUGAAUAAUAAUUUAUACCAAAAAAAAUUAAUAAAAAAUAGUAAUGA